AAAGACUCUCCCUCUUUCCUUAUAGGAAGGCACGGACACAGCGGGCAGCCAUGCAAAUCUUCGUGAAGACCCUCACGGGUAAGACUAUCACCCUCGAGGUGGAGUCUUCGGACACCAUCGAGAAUGUGAAGGCCAAGAUUCAGGACAAGGAGGGCAUCCCCCCUGACCAGCAGCGUCUGAUCUUUGCCGGCAAGCAGCUGGAGGACGGCCGCACCCUGGCCGACUACAACAUCCAGAAGGAGUCUACGCUCCACCUGGUGCUCCGUCUGCGUGGUGGCAUCAUUGAGCCCUCGCUGCAGGCCCUGGCUCGCAAGUACAACCAGGAGAAGGUCAUCUGCCGCAAGUGCUACGCCCGCCUGCACCCCCGCGCUAAGAACUGCCGCAAGAAGUCGUGCGGCCACACCAACCAGCUGCGCCCCAAGAAGAAGCUCAAGUAAACCUUGGGCCUAAAGCUUGAGAUGCGGCGGGUCCUGGUGGAGUGUUCUUAACCCUGGAGCCCCUCACGAAAGCGGCAGUAGCAGACUGUAGCAGACUAGCGGUGACGGAAUGCUGUGCUUGCUGCCUGUCUGCGUCUGCUGCUGCGCACGGCGGCACCAGGACUUGCUUUUGAGCAAGGCUGAGCAGCUGCCCUGUGGUGAUGUGGUGGGGUCGCCACGACGCUGAGGAGAGAGAGCGCUUCACUUGGAGCUAGCUGUACGCUUGUAAUCCAAGCCAGAGG
Messenger RNA from Astrephomene gubernaculifera, 718 nucleotides. The record is from the annotation of a GenBank genome assembly. Lineage: Eukaryota; Viridiplantae; Chlorophyta; Chlorophyceae; Chlamydomonadales; Astrephomenaceae.